CAAAAUGGAAGAGAAGGGUCUUAAUCUCAGAUAUCAUGAUCAAAGAAAUCUUGUUUCUAUUUUUCUAUUGAUUCCAAGAUAAAAGAGAAAGUUCUUUUUCUCUCAGUUUUUUCUAUCAAGAUCAAAGAAAUCUUUUUUAAGUGGGAAGAAAACCAAAGAAAUGAGGAAUUCAAAUCCUUCUUCUUCUUCUUCUUCUCCUGUGACUAUUGCUCUUAUACUUUUUCUUAUUCCCAUGGUUGUGUACAUACUCGACCCUGCAAACUCCUCUACUUUCUUUCCUCCUCCUCCUCCUCCUUCUGUUCUUUUGGGUUCUGUGAAGCACAGUCCUAAAGAAUUGCAUGCAAGUUUGGAGAGGGUAUCUGAAGAAUCUCUCUCCCUUUCUGCUGCUAAUUCCUCCUUCAACGGCUCUCCUCCUCCUUCUCCUCCUCCUUCUGAGGCAGACCUUAUAAAAACAAAGAAACAUGCAUGGCAUAUUUCGCCAACGAGAGCAGUUGAAGAAUGUAGCAUACUAGAUAAGGUCGAAGCGGGCCUUGCAAAGGCACGAGCGGUGAUAAGAGAAGCUGCCUUGAAUGGGAAGCUGUUAUCAUCACCUGAACCAGACCCGGACUAUGUUCCACGGGGCCCAAUUUACAGGAACCCCCAUGCGUUCCAUCGGUACAAUUUCCAUUGCACUCAACAUCUUUCCUUUUUUUAUUUUUUAUUUAUUUUUAUGCUCAUAGAUGUUUUCCCCUUCUUGUUUUACGAAAUUUUGAUUCUUUUCUUGAAAUCGAGUCCAGACCAAUUCUCCUCUAGCAAUAUAUUCCUUGGCUUUUGUUAUAUGUGUGGGUAUGCGGGUGCAUGUGUGUGGUAGGCCACUUGAUCCUAGCACAAAAGUGAAGUCCAUUGGAUUAUUCUAUCGUUUGAUCAAUUGUCUAACUUUUGGACCCUCAUCCAUAGCUCAAGUGGCAGACUGAGUGAAAGAUACCUCGUUUCAACACUUGAGGUCUUGGUAUCGAUCCCUAGUGGGUGGCUAACAGUGAAGUAUCAACUGACAGUGGGGUGUACUAAUAAGCUAAC
Messenger RNA from Magnolia sinica, 1056 nucleotides. RefSeq names its product probable glycosyltransferase At5g03795. The transcript is spliced from 2 exons. NCBI's taxonomy places the organism in Eukaryota, Viridiplantae, Streptophyta, Magnoliopsida, Magnoliales, Magnoliaceae. The record is from RefSeq and is a predicted model, not a curated record. The coding region runs from base 161 to 850 and encodes 229 amino acids.